Messenger RNA from Bactrocera neohumeralis, 1100 nucleotides. RefSeq lists its product as uncharacterized. The coding region runs from base 173 to 1009 and encodes 278 amino acids. Gene Ontology annotation, cellular component: nucleus; transcription regulator complex. Lineage: Eukaryota; Metazoa; Arthropoda; Insecta; Diptera; Tephritidae. The record is from RefSeq and is a predicted model, not a curated record. The transcript is spliced from 3 exons. Gene Ontology annotation, biological process: regulation of transcription by RNA polymerase II.
UAUCAAACAUAAACAUAUGAUUAACAAAGAACUAUGGCAACUCUAUAAAGUAAACAUUCGUACCGUGACGGGGAAAAUAAAUUUACGCACAGAAAGUCGCUACAGAAAAACUGUAGUACUUUUACUUUACGUUACGUUUCACCGACUAAGUUAGUAAUAAAUAUUUACUAAUAUGGAUAAUCUAAAAUUAAUAGGACUAGUGAAACAACACGAAUAUCUCUUUAACAAAUAUGACAAGGAUUUUAAGAAUGUAGACAAAAAAAAGACCACUUGGCAGCGGAUAGCUCGCGAGAUGGGCAUUAAUGAAUCAAUUUGUAUACGUCGUUGGUCAAAUUUACGUGACAGAUUCGCAAGAGAAAGCAGGAGAAUGACUGCACUUGUAAAUAAUGAUAUGACAACAACACAUAUCUGGCCUCUAUAUGAUGAUAUGGAGUUUUUAAGGCCUCAUAUAAUACCGAGAGCGAUUCGAGCGAUUCCAAAUUUUGGGCUGAAAGCUUUUGAAGAAAAUAGCAACGGUGAUCAAGAGACAUAUAUCGUGGAACAAGAUGAUACUGCCGACUGUAAUUAUGUGAAUACAGAUCCAUUCCAGUUUAAAGCUGCGGAUUCACUAAUGUCAGAGCAUGAGAUGGAACACGAAGAGGUUGAAGAGCUUCUUCCAAACGAAUCGCAAUAUUCAACGUCGCAAUCAAAAAACCAGAUCACUGGCAGGACAAAUGAACUAAAAGAGUCUCAACCGAAUUCGUCAAAAUUUGCAAAUCAACAAAUAAACGGAAAACUACAACAACCUCAAUCUGACGUUGAGUUCGAGAUAAAGUCUGCUUUGGGGAUGUUUAAACAAGUAUGUGGUGAAAUAAAAACAGCGCGUCACCGAAAUCCUGCUGUACAAGGUUUCGGUCAAAUGAUUGUGGAAACUAUAAGCAGUAUGAGUGAGCGGAAACAAGCACUGGCUAUGCAAAAAGUUACUGAAAUAGUAAUGAACAUUAAAAUGGAGGAAGCGGACGACUUAUAAUAAAGAAAUUCUUAUUGUGUGACAGUAUACAUAUUUAUGAUUAAUUUAAGGUUUAGUGUAUAAAAUCAAUAAAAUAUAAGUUAAUUUUUCA